Molecule: messenger RNA, 849 nt
Organism: Microplitis demolitor
Lineage: Eukaryota; Metazoa; Arthropoda; Insecta; Hymenoptera; Braconidae
Exons: 1
Coding region: 1-849 (282 amino acids)
Source: RefSeq, a predicted model, not a curated record
AUGUGUCCAACGCCAGACGCCGAGAAAACCCCAGAAGUAGCAACUUUUUCACCGCAGUUGCCAGAGUGUAGGACGAAAGACCUCGAGGUAUGGUUCGCGAUGGCAGAGGCGGUGUUCGCAAUGUCACGGAUAACCGCGGAAAAGACCAAGUACUCGAUGAUGUUACCCAAGUUACCCGCAGACGUCGUAGCAGAAGCGCGUGAUUUGAUCGUUGCGGAGCCUGGGGACACUCCAUACACAACAUUUAAAACUGAGAUCCUGAAGCGAAUGGGAGCGACGGAGGACCAAAGGACGCGCCGGCUGCUAGAAAGCGAGGAAAUGGGUGAUCAGAAACCGUCGCAGUUUCUCCGCCGGCUCCAGCAUCUUGCAGGUAAAAACAUGUCGGAGUCGACAGUGCGCACGUUAUGGCAAGGGCGACUUCCCAGAGCUCUGCAGCCAAUCCUCGUAACCGUUAAGGACCAGUCACUGGAGAAAGCGGCCGAGGUAGCCGAUGCAGCGAUUGAGUAUUUGCCGAUUCGACCUACUAUCGCAGAGGCAGCACGUGGAGCGGCAGCGAGCCCAGACAACUCGUUAGCGGAGGAGGUAAAGAAGUUAUGCAUAUCUUUCCAGCAGGAGGUCUCGAUGCUGCGCCAAGAGGUUGCGUCAGUCAGGUUGUCGCGUUCGCAGGAGGGUCAGCAGCCGCCAGGACAGCAGCAGCGCCGGAAUCACUCGAGAUCCAGGUCUCGCUCGAGAUCGCAAGGUCCACGUCCAGAAGGAGUAUGCUGGUAUCACUGGAGGUUCCAAAGCAAGGCCACCAAGUGUACGCUGCCGUGUAGCAUGUCGCCGGGAAACCUGAUGGGAGGUCGUUAA